Messenger RNA from Prunus avium (sweet cherry), 2565 nucleotides. It is a transcript of the gene ABCF3, whose product is annotated as general control non-repressible 3. NCBI's taxonomy places the organism in Eukaryota, Viridiplantae, Streptophyta, Magnoliopsida, Rosales, Rosaceae. The record is from RefSeq and is a predicted model, not a curated record. Gene Ontology annotation, molecular function: ATP binding; ATP hydrolysis activity.
UUAACAAAUGAAUAUUUGCCCUCUCAACUGAACGCCGUCGUAUCAAGCACCCUUCUUUAUCAACUGAACGCCGAGCUUUCUAUCGUUUUUCUUCAAUCUCUGCAAAAACCCUUGCGCAGUGAACGAAACAGAAAUCCUGAUUUUCGUUUUUGGAAUUGAAUUUGGUUCGGAGAAUGACAGUGGCGAGCUCAGUGGUCCACGAAGUGCUGGGCCGGAGGGCCGAGGACGUAGACCAGCCCAUAAUCGACUACAUCGUUAACGUCCUCGCCGACGAGGACUUCGAUUUCGGCGACGAUGGAGAAGGUGCUUUCGACGCUCUCGGCGAGCUCCUCGUCGGCGCUGGCUGUGUUAGCGACUUCGCUGAAUGUCGCUCGGUUUGUAGUAUAAUAUCCGAAAAGUUUGGCAAGCAUGGGUUGGUUAAAGCUAAACCAACUGUACGGAGCCUUGCAGCACCAGUUAGAAUGGAUGAUGGGAUGGAUGAGGGGGAAGCUCCAAAGAAGAAGGUUGAGGCGGUUGAUGGCCCUUUGUUAACUGAACGUGACCGAGCUAAGAUAGAAAGAAGAAAGAGGAAGGAUGAGCGCCAAAGAGAGCAACAAUAUCAAAUACAUUUAGCAGAAAUGGAAGCAGUUAGGGCAGGAAUGCCUGUUGUAUCUGUAAAUCAUGAAAGCAUUGGUGGGCCAAAUGUCAAGGAUAUCCGUCUGGAGAACUUCAAUGUUUCGGUGGGUGGCCGCGAUCUAAUUGUGGAUGGUUCAGUAACACUUUCUUUUGGAAGGCAUUAUGGCCUUGUUGGAAGAAAUGGUACAGGGAAAACAACAUUUCUUAGGCACUUGGCUAUGCAUGCCAUUGAUGGCAUUCCUAAGAACUUCCAAAUAUUGCAUGUGGAGCAAGAAGUGGUGGGUGAUGACACAUCAGCCUUGCAAUGUGUUCUGAACACUGAUGUUGAAAGAACUCAACUUAUGGAAGAAGAAGCUCGUCUCCUCACUAAACAGAGAGAACUGGAGUUUGAGGAAACAACAGAAACGAGCGAUGGGGCAAUUGACAAAGAUGCUAUUGGACGGAGGCUUCAGGAGAUAUACAAAAGGCUUGAGUUCAUUGAUGCUGAUUCCGCAGAGUCACGUGCAGCUUCCAUUCUUGCGGGUCUUAGUUUCUCUCCGGAGAUGCAGCGAAAAGCCACUAAAGCAUUUUCUGGAGGAUGGAGAAUGCGAAUAGCUCUUGCUCGUGCCCUGUUUAUAGAGCCUGAUUUGUUACUACUUGAUGAACCCACGGUCUGUUGUUCAUAUACCCCUUUAGGCUUUUUAUAUUAUUCUGUGUGCCUGGUUUUCAUUUUUCCGCCUCAUGUGUAUCCUUUUUUCUUUUUCCAGAACCAUCUUGAUCUUCAUGCUGUCCUCUGGCUGGAGACUUACCUGGUGAAGUGGCCGAAAACAUGUAUAGUUGUUUCUCAUGCUAGGGAAUUCUUGAACACGGUGGUCACUGAUAUCCUUCAUCUUCAUGGGCAAAAAUUAAAUGCCUACAAGGGGAACUAUGAUAUAUAUGAGAGGACACGAAUUGAACUGGUCAAGAACCAACAGAAAGCUUUUGAGUCCAACGAGCGUUCAAGAGCACACAUGCAGACUUUUAUUGAUAAGUUCCGUUACAAUGCGAAGAGGGCCGCACUUGUUCAAUCAAGAAUUAAGGCAUUGGACCGGUUGGGACAUGUGGACGAGAUUGUAAAUGACCCUGACUAUAAAUUUGAGUUCCCAACUCCGGACGACAGACCUGGUCCUCCUAUAAUAAGUUUCAGUGAUGCAUCAUUUGGUUAUCCUGGGGGGCCCAUUUUGUUUAAGAAUUUAAAUUUUGGAAUUGACCUUGACAGCCGCAUAGCAAUGGUUGGGCCAAAUGGCAUUGGUAAAUCAACAAUACUCAAGCUAAUUGCGGGGGAGCUACAACCAAUCUCUGGGACAGUUUUCCGUUCGGCUAAGGUUCGGAUUGCUGUGUUCAGUCAGCACCAUGUUGACGGGCUAGAUUUAUCUUCUAAUCCCCUUUUGUAUAUGAUGCGAUGCUACCCAGGAGUGCCUGAACAAAAGCUCCGAUCUCACUUAGGUUCUUUUGGUGUAACUGGAAAUCUUGCACUUCAGCCAAUGUACACUUUAUCUGGUGGUCAAAAGAGCAGAGUUGCUUUUGCCAAGAUAACUUUCAAGAAACCACACAUAAUAUUGCUUGAUGAGCCCUCCAAUCAUCUGGACUUGGAUGCUGUGGAGGCACUAAUACAAGGUCUUGUUAUCUUCCAAGGAGGCAUUCUCAUGGUUAGUCACGAUGAGCAUCUUAUCUCUGGAAGUGUGGAUGAGCUGUGGGUGGUAUCAGAGGGUAGGAUAGCACCAUUCCAUGGCUCUUUUGAGGACUACAAGAAGAUACUGCAGUCAUCUUAGAUAAAAUGUUAUGAAAACUCGGAAGAAUACACAACUCUGGAGCUUGUGCAUGCCGUGGCAUGUGAACAAUAUUUUGAUAUAGUGCACUUGUAUUGUAUGUACCCACAAAUAUGAUUCUUUUGUUUUGGUUCUGAAAAGUUGACUCAUCUUUUGCUCAGAA